This is a messenger RNA of Aedes albopictus (Asian tiger mosquito), 1287 nucleotides long. RefSeq lists its product as uncharacterized. NCBI's taxonomy places the organism in Eukaryota, Metazoa, Arthropoda, Insecta, Diptera, Culicidae. The transcript is spliced from 2 exons. The record is from RefSeq and is a predicted model, not a curated record. Bases 14 to 1006 code for a protein of 330 amino acids. Gene Ontology annotation, cellular component: extracellular matrix. Gene Ontology annotation, molecular function: catalytic activity. Gene Ontology annotation, biological process: larval heart development; cell adhesion involved in heart morphogenesis.
GGAUAUUACAUGCAUGACUGAAACAUGGCUUGGUGAUGUUAUUAGCGACCAAAUGAUUGACAUUGAAGGAUACAGCUUACUGCGGGUCGAUCGUGAUCGACAUGGAGGAGGGUUAUGUGUUUAUUAUAAAAACAAUUUGUCAUUGAAAGUUAUUAAAUCGUCCUCGCCAUAUAACUCAACGAAUAAUGCAACAAUAACGGAGUACAUGUUGAUAGAGGUGAAAAGUGGUUCAGAGCCUUUUCUAUUGGCUUUGUACUAUAAUCCUCCUGAUAACGAUUGUUCUGAGAUUUUAAGUGGGCAUCUUGAAGAAUUUACCGUAAAAUACCACCACACAUUCUUUAUUGGUGAUUUUAAUACUGAUCUCUUAAAAUAUAACUAUAGAUCAAAUCGUUUUCGUGAUAAACUGUCUUCUAUGUCGUGCACAUGUCUUAAUAACGAGCCAACGUACUUUUAUCCCAGUGGCUGUUCUUUACUAGACCUAUUCAUAACUGAUUCUCCUGAAAUUGUGUUUAAUUUAAACCAAGUCUCAAUGCCAUUUGCAUCCAAACAUGAUCUAAUUUUUGCUUCUUUACGCUUCAGCAAGACUAACGAAACGCCCAUCACAUAUAGGGACUAUAAAAAUUACAAUGCGAGGCGUUUACAUGAUGGAUUUCAUAGUUUUGAUUGGACUCCAUUCUUUGGAAUUACUGAUAGUGAUAUUCUACUGGAUAUUUUAAAUAAUCGUCUGAAAUUUUUACAUGAUGAGUUCAUACCACUACGGAAGCAAAAACUCAAAAGUAAUCCAUGGUUCAACCGGGCCAUCGAAGUUGCUAUUGUUGAUAGAGAUAUUGCAUAUUCUAACUGGAAGCGUACUAGAAAUUCUUCUGAUGAAUUGCAUUUUAAAAGAUUGAGAAAUAGAGUAAACAUAUUAAUACGUGAUGCCAAGCGGCAGCAUGAUUCUAAUAAUUUUAAUGUAAGAUUGUCCAGUAGGCAAUUAUGGUCUAAUGUAAAAAAGCUAGGUGGAUGAAAUUAAUGAUUUCUUCACCGCAAAUUUUACAGUUGACAAUACAUCGACACCGUCAAUGAUACAUGUUUCGGAAGGGUUUAGGUUUCGUUCGGUGAACGAUACCGAAAUAAUUAGAGCUUUAUAUUCAAUAAAAUCAAAUGCUGUAGGCCUAGAUGGAAUUCCAAUUAUCUUCAUCAAAAUCAUGUCACAUUUUAUACUACCAUAUAUCAAACAUUUGUUCAAUACUAUUAUAUCUAGUUCCAAAUUUCCGAGAGGUUGGAAAGCAGUGAAAAUUAUCCCAA